AUGUCCGACUCAAUUCCUUUUCCACACCCUAGUCCGAACGAUGAUUACGCCGAAUAUCCAUUCCCCUCUACAAACCCAAGCACCCGUCCAAGUUUUGAACGUCAACCAACUGAAGAGAGUAUUCAAUUUGUCUCCGGAUUACAAACACCUUCGCCGCCUUCGCCGCCCACGUUACCCGAACCCGCUGCAGAGGAACCUCAAAUAGAAUCUCGCACCCGAUCGCCUCGUGUGCGCUUUCGCUCAAUCAGUCGUCUCAGUGAACGAUACUUACACCCAUCCGACACUCUACGAGUCGUUUCAGACCAAUCUGACGCGUCCCAACGUCCUCUACUGCCGCCAGCAGAGCUGAGCGAUAUCCCGUUAUCCGGAAGCGUCACCCCGCCGGUCCCCGCACAUUCCCGCCACGGUAGCGGUCGCACCCGCAAGGAUUCAUACAAUGGUUUCUCAGAGAAGAAUGAGCCGGAUUCCGUGCAAAGACAACAAUCUGUUGGUGAGCGAUUCCGCGCGGCUCGUCAAUUAGUUCGACAGAAGACUGUCAAAUGGAGUGAACGUCUCGGUCGUCCUACGGAUGAGGGCGAGGCCCUGAAUGCAUCCCUUCUUCCCGAUGACUUUGACUCUAGCAUUCCGCUGGAAGAAAUCCAAGCUCGUCGCGCUCGUCGUGAUGCAGAUGGAUUGCGCGCUCUGGAAGCUGGCGAUGAACCCAUUGAGGCUGCGCCAAGCGCCGAGGCGCAUCGUCUCGUGCGCAGUAUGACAUCGGUCGGAGACCGUUUGAAGCGCAAGCCACGUGGUGCUUACCAACGCUCGGGCCAAACUACCCCUGAGGGCUUGCUGCGAGAUUAUACUGCUGCUGCGCGUCGUCGAUCAAGUGGAUUCGGUGGCGGUAGUAGUGGUAUCUUGUCGCAGCUUCUGAGACUUCAGGCGGUUCAAAAUGGUGGCUCCUCGCGCCCGGAGAGUGUCAUUAGUGAUGACUCGGAUAGUGAGACUCAGGUCUCGUCUGGUGUGACGACCCCGAAGAAGAUCGGGUCUGUUUCGCCAUCUCUGGGUCCGUCUAUGCCUACUUCUGGAGCUGCUACCCCUCGAAAGGAGAAGCUCAAGUGGUACAAGAAGUCUAACCAUCGAUCAACCUCUUCGCUGAUCAAUGCUUCUAUGAACUUCAGUUCUGCUAGCUUGCCGGCGGCUGCUGAGGCAUUCCAACCUGGUAAGCGACACAAGAAGAGCAAGCGCAAGACUCGUCUCGAGGAUGAAAUCCGUGUUACCGUGCAUAUUGCCGAGAUCAUCUCCCGUCAGCGAUACAUCAUGCAAUUGUGCCGUGCUCUGAUGCGCUAUGGCGCUCCUACCCACCGUUUGGAAGAGUACAUGCAGAUGACUGCGCGAGUUCUGGAGGUUUCAGGACAGUUCCUCUACCUUCCCGGUUGUAUGAUCAUGUCUUUCGAUGAUCCGGCAACUCGUACCGCCGAGGUCAAGCUCGUGAGAAUGGUGCAAGGUGUCGACCUGGGCCGACUUGCUGAUACCCACAAUGUGUACAAGAACGUCGUCCACGACCUGAUUGGUGUCGAGGAAGCCAGCCAAGAGUUGGACGAUAUCAUGCAGCGCAAGUCACGAUACAACAAGUGGCUCACGGUUCUUUGCUACGGUUUAGCCAGUGCCGCGGUCGGUCCAUUUGCUUUCGAAGCCCGUCCAAUCGAUAUGCCUAUUAUCUUCAUUCUCGGCUGCCUCGUUGGGUUCAUGCAACACGUUAUCGCUCCCCGCUCAGUCCUCUACUCCAACGUCUUCGAAGUCACCGCUGCCAUCUUAACCUCAUUCCUGGCGCGUGCUUUCGGUAGCAUUACGCACAAUGGGGAACCCCUAUUCUGCCUCUCUGCUCUUGCUCAAUCCUCCGUCGCUCUUAUCCUCCCCGGUUUCACAGUCCUCUGCAGCAGUCUGGAACUGCAAUCCCACCAAAUGAUCGCUGGCUCGAUUCGCAUGGUGUACGCUAUCAUCUAUUCUCUCUUCCUCGGCUACGGUAUCACAGUUGGUCUUACAAUCUACGGUCUAAUGGACCACAACGCAUCCUCCCAAACCACAUGUCCCAAUCUCGACGUAUACGGAUCAGUCUACGUGCGCAAGUUUCCCUUCGUUGCCAUUUAUGCCGUAUUCCUCGCACUCGUCAAUCAGGCCAAGUGGAAGCAGAUGCCAGUUAUGGUCUUCAUCGCUACUGCCGGAUACAUUGCCAACUACUUCAGCACACUGAAAUUCGGCUCUUCAUCUGAAGUCGCGAAUACCGUUGGUGCAUUUACUGUUGGUCUUCUGGGUAACUUAUACAGUCGUCUGUGGCAUGGUCAUGCCGCAACUGCUAUUUUACCUGGUAUCUUCGUGCUUGUUCCAUCUGGUCUUGCAUCCAGUGGUUCCUUACUAUCUGGUCUGAGCUACGCCAACGAGGUUAUCUCUGGUAACACAUCAUCAACUGAUGAUUCCAGUACAUCUGUUUCCAGUCUUGGAUACGGAAUGAUUCAGGUUGCUAUUGGUAUUACCGUUGGUCUUUUCAUGUCCGCUCUCAUAAUUUAUCCUUUCGGGAAGAAGCGCACUGGUCUUUUCAGCUUCUAG
Messenger RNA from Penicillium malachiteum, 2583 nucleotides. RefSeq names its product threonine/serine exporter family protein. The record is from RefSeq and is a predicted model, not a curated record. NCBI's taxonomy places the organism in Eukaryota, Fungi, Ascomycota, Eurotiomycetes, Eurotiales, Aspergillaceae. Gene Ontology annotation, molecular function: transmembrane transporter activity. The coding region runs from base 1 to 2583 and encodes 860 amino acids. The transcript has a single exon. Gene Ontology annotation, biological process: transmembrane transport.